GUCUUCAACUACUCUUUCCUUAAAGACAUUGAGAGAAACCAAGAAACUUCUCUGCAAGAGACGCCUCUCUACGCGUUUCAAUCUUCUCUCUAUAUAUAAACUUAUCUCCCAGGAAACCAAACUCAAUAUCUGUUUCUGGGUUCCUCAAAUUCUCAAUCUUUCUCUCAAUCCAUACUCUGUUUCGAUCUUCUUUAACUCUUAAGCUUUCCCCCAAAGUCUCAAUCUUUUUCAAAGGGUUUGUUCCAAAACCAAUCACCAUGGCUCGUUGUAGCAACAACCUUGUUGGUAUACUCAAUUUCAUCGUCUUCCUCCUCUCGAUCCCGAUCUUAGCUGGAGGAAUCUGGCUAAGCCAAAAAGGGUCAACAGAGUGUGAAAGAUUCCUAGACAAACCAGUGAUUGCUCUUGGUGUUUUUCUCAUGGUCGUAGCUAUAGCUGGUUUGGUUGGUUCAUGUUGUAGAGUCACAUGGCUUCUUUGGGUUUAUCUCUUUGUCAUGUUCCUCUUGAUUCUACUUGUGUUCUGUAUAACAGUUUUCGCCUUUGUUGUUACAAACAAAGGAGCUGGUGAAGCUAUUGCUGGGAAAGGUUAUAAAGAGUAUAAACUUGGUGAUUACUCUGAUUGGUUGCAGAAACGUGUUAACAAUGGCAAAAACUGGAAUAAGAUUAGGAGUUGUCUUGUUGAUAGCAAAGUUUGUACUAAGCUUGAAGCUAAGUUUAUUAAUGCUCCUGUCAAUGACUUCUACAGCGAGCAUCUUACUGCUCUUCAGUCUGGCUGUUGCAAACCCUCAGAUACAUGCGGUUUCGACUAUGUAAGCCCAACGAACUGGAUCAAGAACACAAUCACAACGGGAACACCCACAAAUCCACAAGACUGCCAACUCUGGGACAACGCAAAAGACAGGCUCUGCUUCGAUUGUGAAUCUUGCAAAGCCGGUCUACUCGACAACGUCAAGAGCGCUUGGAAGAAAGUUGCGGUCGUCAACAUCAUCUUCCUUGUCUUCCUUAUCAUUGUCUACUCUGUUGGUUGCUGUGCUUUCAGGAACAACAAGAGGGAUGACAGUUACACCCGUACUUACGGAUAUAAGCCUUGAACAAAACCUUUUUAUCGGUUUUUAGGACAGAGAGAUUCGUUGAUGAUCUUUAUAUAUUACAUUAUGGGAGUUUGCUUUUAUGUUUGGUGAUCUUUAUCUUGGUGUUUUGAGACAUAUAUUGCUUGUACAGCUCACUCUUAUGAUAUUUAUUUAUUAGUGUGUUCUGUCU
Messenger RNA from Capsella rubella, 1257 nucleotides. Its product is annotated as tetraspanin-8. The transcript has 2 exons. Gene Ontology annotation, biological process: auxin-activated signaling pathway. Bases 258 to 1088 code for a protein of 276 amino acids. NCBI's taxonomy places the organism in Eukaryota, Viridiplantae, Streptophyta, Magnoliopsida, Brassicales, Brassicaceae. Gene Ontology annotation, cellular component: plasma membrane; plasmodesma. The record is from RefSeq and is a predicted model, not a curated record.